This is a messenger RNA of Mycetomoellerius zeteki, 1380 nucleotides long. Its product is annotated as protein dpy-30 homolog. The transcript has 3 exons. The record is from RefSeq and is a predicted model, not a curated record. Bases 58 to 393 code for a protein of 111 amino acids. Lineage: Eukaryota; Metazoa; Arthropoda; Insecta; Hymenoptera; Formicidae.
GGCGACAUUAUCCCGACGUUCGACGUCGGUCGGUCGGCAGUGACGAUUGUUUACACGAUGGCGUCCGGCGGUGAAAACGCGACUGAGGAACGGACGGAGGCGUCAACGCCGGCUCAACCCGUUGCCAAUGCCGUAUCCGAGACGACCCACAAAGUGAUAGGGAUGGAUAAGGAUGGCGAAUUGUCUGGUGUACCAGCAAAGAAACCUCGUGUCGAAGUGCAAUCUCUUCCAACCAGACAGUAUUUAGAUCAGACCGUAGUGCCGAUAUUGCUGCAAGCAUUGUCAUGUCUGGCCAAAGAGAGACCCGCCGAUCCUAUAAGUUUCCUCGCCGGUUAUUUAUUGAGAAACAAGAGUCAGUACGACAGCGGCGGUUCGCCGCCGACUAGUCAAUGAAUGCUUCCACGUCUGCACGUACUCGUUUUAUGGAAAUUCAAUGAACAUUUCUUCGUAAGAAAUCUCUUUUGAUUUUUUUAAAUACAUAUUUAUGAUAAACAUAUAUACUUUUGUAUUUUCGUAUAUGAAAUAAAAAUGUGUUAGCUUUUUACUAUAGGGAUGACAGUGAUGCAUGGAUGUACGAAAUAUUUGGAUGAAGCAUAGUGCUAUGGGGUUGAAGUUCAAAGAGAAAGGAUAGUAAUGUAAAAUUAUCAAAAUGGCAAUGAUGGUAGUGGAAAGAGCGGGGCGUACUACAUUAAUACUAAAGGCUUGUCUACAAUGCCGUCGUGUUCAAUGUUGUUCUGUUAAGCGCGUCUUGUUUAAUCACAUUGUGAUUGACCAUAGCCACUCAUAGCGAUCAAUGCUUGGAGGAUUUCCACUGUGUGUGAACUAACCAGAAAGUUUUAUAUUAAAUUAUCCAAUUAACGAUAUAGACACUCUGUGCCUCAGUUAGGUUGCAGUCUUAAAAUCGCAGUGUUGUUGAAUUAGGUUACAAUUUUAAAAGAUAGUUGAAUUAUCUCACGAUACUUGUCUGCAUAUUUCUGUCUCAAGUCGCUAGGUUGUAACAUAAUAAUCAAUCAAUUAUGAACAAUGUACUAUGCUUUCUAUGAAUGUCGUAGGUCACAGCGACAUUUAUAAUCGCGGUUGCUGGAGUAGAAAUAGCAAACCGAAUCGAGCCACGCAUACAACUAUCCUGUGAGAUAUUAGAAACAAUAUUACGAUCAUUCUUGCGAUUUUAGACGAAUUUGCGAUUGCAUUAUCGACUAAGCUUUACAAUAACUGUUCACGAACACGGCACUACGUUUCUCUAACAGAACAAUCAAGAUGGAUUUUUUUCCAUAAUCUUUCAAGCUUCACUCCCCUGGCCUAAAAGAGUAUUUUACGCUGUUCAGAUAUUUCGUAUGUUCAUGUUUUAGAGAUAAAAUCGCGUUGUUCUGAGAAAUGUAA